This is a messenger RNA of Paramecium sonneborni, 1133 nucleotides long. The record is from the annotation of a GenBank genome assembly. NCBI's taxonomy places the organism in Eukaryota, Ciliophora, Oligohymenophorea, Peniculida, Parameciidae.
AUGUAAACAAAAAAUUGCAUUUCUAUUUUGUAAAUAAAAAAUACUUAAGUAUCAGUAUGCAAUAAUAAAUAAAAGGAAGAAUUGAUAAAAUUUGAUUAAUUUGAUGAAGAUUUGAUUCCAAAAAGUAAACUAUUUUCUCCAAUGAAUGUUAAUGUAAACUUGAAAUGUGUUGAAACAUUUGGGAAUAAUAAAAUUUAUGACAUAAAUGAAACUGGGUCAAAUGAUUAACAAAAUAAAUCUGAUUCAUUGCUUGAUUAACUAAAUUCGAAAUAAAGAAUUGAAACUUCUAUAUAACAAAUUAACGUAAUGACUGAGAGAUUAAACAAUCAAAAUCUUAUAUACUAUGCUCCUCAGUAUAUUCCUGAUAUUUCACAAUUUUUAAUAUCUCCUGUUCCUGUUGGUAUUUCUAUAAUAGUUAUUUAUUACUAGAUAAGAUAGUAUAAUGUACUUUGAUAAAAAAUAAAAAAGGUCUUUGUAAUUUUUAUCCUAAAUUUGAAUUGUAUUUCUCAGAAAGCUUAAAAUUUCUCUGUGCAGGAAAAAGGCAAUCUACAAAGAAGAAAUCAAAUUACUUAAUUUCAAGUCAUGGAGAGAUAUUUAAUUCUAACAAUAAAUAAGUGUGUUUAGGAAAUUUGAAACAUGGAAUAGUAGAGAAUUCAUUUAAUUUAUAUGAUAAUGGCAAUGAUCCUAAUAAGACUGAUCGAUUAGAAACAUCAAGGAGAGAAUAUGCAGUUUAUUCUUAUAAAAAGUCAAGCCUUGGUCUAAAAUCAAUAAAUGUUUUAAUCCCAUCAAUUGUUAAUGGAUAGCCAUAAGAUUUUAAGCCUAUUACACAAAAUGAUGGCAUUUAAAAAGCAUUUAAUUAAUCUUAAAAUGAAAAUGUAAUGUAGUUAGUCUCAAGGCUUCCUGUUUUCUGUGAAGAAAAGAAUGCAUAUUAAUUAAAAUUCACAUAAAGAGUGCGAUCCCCUUCUAAUAAAAAUUUUAUUAUUAUUUCAAAUAAUUAAUAGAAUGAUCAAGAAUUCUUAAUGUAAUUUGGCAAAUGUGGUGAUAAAUACUAUAAUUUAGAUAUUUGUUACCCACUUUCAAUUUUAUAAGCCUUUGCUCUAUGUAUCACUUAAUUUGAAAUCAAGUUAAAAUGA